Messenger RNA from Truncatella angustata, 2014 nucleotides. Its product is annotated as drug resistance transporter. Gene Ontology annotation, molecular function: transmembrane transporter activity. The record is from RefSeq and is a predicted model, not a curated record. Lineage: Eukaryota; Fungi; Ascomycota; Sordariomycetes; Amphisphaeriales; Sporocadaceae. Gene Ontology annotation, biological process: transmembrane transport. The transcript is spliced from 7 exons. Bases 341 to 2014 code for a protein of 557 amino acids.
GGAAACCGCUUCCGAGGUACCCUUGGUGGCAGUUGCUACCUUCAUGCACUCGCAGUUGCGAUCGUAAAGUCGUCGUCUCCACUGCGUAGUCUGGACUUUCCGUCGCCACUUUGGAACGUUUACACAUUGGCGGAUCAUCGAAGCGUCAUCCACCUGAAAUAUCUACUUUUGACGUACGGACCAGCUCCAAGACCACAAAAGCUUCUAUUCAAACAACUAUCCAGCACUGCGGACAGUCGAGACGUUUCUCUCGGAACUAAUCGUUGGAUCAACAAGAUUCCUCGUUUUGGCAAAUCGGCACCGCAAUCGAAACCUCAGCGGUCUCGUUAGAAGCGACUCGAUGGAAGACUCUUUGCGCCCUGGUUCCCAGGGCGAUGAACAUUAUGGUGAAGAUUCGUUGAGCCGCCAACGUCAGACAACACUUGUUGCCAUACUAUUGCUGGGUUUGCUUUUCUCGAGUAUCGACGCGUCUAUCAUCAGCACUUCUCUUGUGUCCAUAUCGGUGGACCUACAUGAUUUCCUAAACUCUCCAUGGGUUGCCCUAUCUUACUUGCUGGCAUACAUGGGCACGUUGCCACAGAAAUGGUUUGCCAUCUUAUUUGCCAAGCUUAGCGAUAUAUUUGGGCGAAAAGCUUUGCUUGCCGCAGCCUGGACACUGUUUGCAGGGUUCUCUCUUGCCUGCGGUUUAGCAUCGGAUAUGCGUUCUCUAAUCAUAUACCGUGCCUUUCAAGGCAUUGGUGGCUCCGGCCUCUAUAGCCUAGCCCAAAUUGGACUGUUUGAAGUCGGACCUUCAGACAAGCCAAGCCUUCUAGGAGCUCUCAUCGGGAUGACGCUUGCCAUUUCCUUUGUUCUAGGACCAAUAUUGGGCGGUAUAAUCACAAGGUUUGCAGGUUGGAGGUGGAUCUUUUACGUCAAUGUUCCCUUCGGUAUCACAGCUCUUGUCGGAAUAUUCUUUGCAUGGCCAAAAGGGACAUACGUAGCCCGAGGCGGCCUAUACGAAAUUCUACGCAAAGCUGACAUGGUCGGCAAUAUCCUGAUACUCUCGGCUUCGAGUUUUCUCAUCUACUCCUUGCAAGAAGCUAGCACUUUCAAUUAUGCUUGGCAUGAUCCGGUUAUUGUUUUAACUUUAUCACUUGCAGCUGUUAGCUGGGCAUUAUUUAUUAGCUGGGAGGUUUAUUUGGGAUAUUACCGAUACCAAUCUAUCCAGCCGGUUUUUCCAAUGCGAUUGGUGCUGCAACGACCUUUUGUUGCAGCGCUAAGUUGCUCUUUCUUCUCUGGGUUUGCAUACUUGGCGAUCAUUAUCAUUCUCCCUGAAAGAUUCCAGAUCGUCAAUGGCGACGAUUCGCUGAUGGCGGGGAUUCACCUUCUUCCACAACUCGGUGCCUGCGCCUUCGGAUCAUUUCUUGCAGGGGCUAUUUCGUCAAAACGAAAUAAUACAGCAAUUACGCUCAUUUUAGCCUCGUCUCUGCAGCUAAUAGGGGUCGGUCUUCUUUCGACACUUUCAAAUGUCCUAACUGCAAUCGAGGCCCAGUAUGGAUAUCAGACAAUUUUCGGUCUCGGUGUCGGACUGUCUUUCGCAUCUGCUACAAUUCUUAUUUCCGUUCGUUCGCAUCCUGAAGAUCUUGCAGUAGCACAGGGUGCUAUAGCGCAAGCCCGCGUUUUUGGUGGUGCUAUUGGUAUAGCUGUUUGUAUGAUCAUUGUCAAUACGCAGAUUCAGAGCGACCUCACUGAAACUAUUCCGCCUGAGGACCUACGUGCGCUUCAACAUAACCCUCUCGUUGUGCAAUAUUUUACGAUCGAAAACCAACAAAAAGUCAAAACGUCAUAUGCAACCGCAUUCACCGAUGAUAUCAAGGUCAUGAUUUGCAUCUCUGCAGCCGGGCUAAUCGCCAGUCUCUUUGCCUUUGAGCUUGACCCCCCUCCCAUGCCUAGCCAUACAAUGGCCAAAGAUACAUUAGGAGCAAGACUGGACCAAAGCGAGACAGAGCUGGACGAAAUAGCAAGGUACCCCUGA